AUGAACUCGCCUUCUCACACCAAUGUACCCAUGGUACCGGCACAACACUCUCUGCUUCUUAAGCUCCCUUCGGAACUGCGUCUUGAAAUCUACGAUAUUCUAGGUCGCCGUGAACCCAAAAGCUACCCCUUCGGAUGGGGCCCAAUCCGCUUCAUUGAUCGAAGAGCCCCUCCUACAGCACUCAUGGCCACGUGUCGCUAUCUCCAUGACGAGAUUCUCGCCCACUUCUACAAUACCGUCACCUUCCAUUAUCUUACACAAACUUCUACUUUUCCUCGUAUCAGCGGCCUUUGCCCCAUUGCACUCGCUACUGUCCGGUGGGUCAAGAAGUUUCACUUGAAAAUCUACUGGAAAAGGCGGGGACCGUCUUUGGAAGAGAAUUAUAGCAAAGACCUCCAUUUCCUAAUUCGCUGGCUUGAGGACAUAACCAAGAUGCUGCUCAGAGAGGCAAAAAGCAUCGAGACGGUUACCAUCGCAGUGGUUGACUUGACCGUUGGUGUAGAUUGGGAGUACAAGAAGAGGCUUUUGGAUCCAUUGAAAAUGUUGGGUCAGCGAGCAGUGCUGCGCUUGGGGGAGGUGACAGCGACAGGCGAAGAAGAGGAGGUCGAGUUGACAGCACGAAUGAAGCUGUGUCUGGAUGGGAUCAACGAGGAGCGGCUGGGCACAAGCGACGUGACUACUCUUGGUGAACAAUGA
This is a messenger RNA of Bipolaris victoriae FI3, 696 nucleotides long. RefSeq lists its product as hypothetical. Lineage: Eukaryota; Fungi; Ascomycota; Dothideomycetes; Pleosporales; Pleosporaceae. Bases 1 to 696 code for a protein of 231 amino acids. The record is from RefSeq and is a predicted model, not a curated record. The transcript has a single exon.